UUUCUUUUCCUGGAAGGACAUGCUGAGAGCAGAGGGGAGCUCUUGCUCACCUUACACCACUAGCCAGGCUUAUAAGUGGUAAUUCUGUCGAAGAGAGCCUGUUGAAAAAAGGUAUUAAACAUUUGAUUCAAGAAGUGGCUGCUCAGGGAGAUGAUUGUUCAACAGACUUAUUAACUCAGGUUCUUUGCUCUGAAUAUGCAAAAGAGGAUUCCAGAAAGUUUACAGAAGAGUCACUGUCUGAGAUAAGAAAUGAUAUAGACUCAGAGUUGUGUGAUUCAAGAGAUACCAUGGUUCCUUCACAGUUAGAACAGCUGGCUAGCUUUGUGGAUCAGCUUAAGCCAAUUGAAAAGUAUGCGUUGAAUUUCUUGGAAUUGUUUCAUACUUUGAAUGAUCAAAAAAGCCAGACAGUCAACAAGGAGUUAAAAACUGCAAAUAUAAAAUGGGAAUAUCGGCAUCCCAGGGAGCUGGAAAAGGCAGAAGAAAAAUUUCAGCAGGAAGUGGAACUCUUAACCUAUACCAGACAAGAUGCUUAUAACACGGAAUUUGUCUGUGAAGGACCAGAUGGAGAAGUAGAAGUAAUGCCUCUUUGGACUCCCCCUGUUGUACCUGAGAAUCACAAUGAUGUCUACACUGAUUCUGUUAUGUGUCUGAUGUAUACUAGUACUCCGAUUCCAGAGUCUAAGCUUCCACCUCUGUUUGUUAGGAAGGCAUGUAAGCGGCAGAGGACGGAUCUGUUAUCUUCAGGUGAGAGUAAGAAACAUUGCUGUAGAAGGAUGGUUGCUCCUCCACCUUCACUUUUUGAUCAAGUGACUCCAAGAAUAUUGAACACACGACAGAAGAGCAAAGCUCAGAAGACCCUCCUCUGGGUAAAACAGAAAAUGUAUUUUGCAAGACCUUUGUCAGCUCUCAUCAAUGCAGCUGCUGACACUAGGCAAGAUAGCCCUGCAUGGCUAAUUGCUGAAGACUUGGCACUGUUAAAAGCGAUGAAACAGUUACGGACACUUCCUUUAAACCUUGCUAUGGCGUCACCUGCACAGACAGCAAACUGGGACUUUGUCAGCGAUGUCGUUAACUCUUGUAGCUAUGUUUAUCGCUCCCCAAAGCAAUGCCAAAAUCAUUACAUAAAAUCAUUUGCACGUCCUGAAGGAGAGAAUACAGGUGGUUAUCCUCUUCGUGUUAGACAAGCUUAUGCUAAAGACAAGAAUUCUGAGCGUUCUCAAAUCUAUAUGAAUCACUUUGAGUUGAUGACAAUGACUACUAGAAAGAGAAGUUCCUCAAAUAGGUUUCUUGCAGAGAACUAUGACAAGCUACUACCUAUGUCUGAGGUUGUUUCCAUCUGUGCAGAGCCUAUGACGAUGCAGGAAAAGGCAUUAACUGAAGAACAAAUAGCUCCACAACUGCAGGAGCAACAGCCGAGUCAGAAACAAGAAGAGGAACAAACAAUGGAGCAAACCCAAACCCGUUGUCAACCACAGCGGGAAACACAGGCUUUGGGACGUACACUCUCUGCAGUCGUAGCUGCGUUACAGCAAGUGUCUGUGGUACCUGCCAUUCCAGCACAGCUGCAGCCCUCAACCCCCAGCCAGUUUUUUCAAGCAGAAGCAUUUGACAGCAUCAGUUGUAACCAUCACUCUGAUGGCAACUGUGCAGAUGGCUUUUGAUGACUCCGCUUGUAUCAGAUUUAGUCGCAAGAAGUUCAGGACCCAAGUCCUGAUCCUCGGCCCACAGUGACUUCUUUGCCACAGACAAAAUGAAUAGAGGAGUUACCCUGAUGGCAGACUGCAGGUGUUGGUGAACCUCUGGAAAGCAAAGCUUACGUACAGCCUGGAGUCGGUGUACGUGACGCCUUCGGUAGCGGAUGCUGAAAGCAGUGAACCGCCUGCUUUGUAAACGAGAACUGAAUGUCGUUAUCGGGCAGGUGGAAGUUGUAUUUCCUUUAUUGCCAAGCCCUUCCCCAUUUUUUUUUGGCGGUAUGUUACUGUAGUCCAGAGUAGCGCUAGGUUACUUUUUUCCCUCCCUCCCCGUCCUCCGAGGACCGUGGUGCCGGUGCUCCAGGUAAGCGCUCUACGGUUCCUCCUGCCCGUAGGCACCUUUUCUUUGUGGAUUUCUACGCCAAACCUUGCAGAACAGGGUCAGCACGGUUACCGGCCCAGGCAGCACGGAC
Molecule: messenger RNA, 2164 nt
Organism: Haliaeetus leucocephalus (bald eagle)
Lineage: Eukaryota; Metazoa; Chordata; Aves; Accipitriformes; Accipitridae
Product: E1A-binding protein p400-like
Exons: 14
Coding region: 288-1661 (457 amino acids)
Source: RefSeq, a predicted model, not a curated record